CCAUUGGAACAGAGGGGCCAGUGCCAUAAACAUACAGACAAUCCCACCGAGAGACGAACAGAAACCACGUCGCUUAUGCAAACUGCAGAAGCUUUGCAGACAUUUCAGGCUAUUCCUUUUCUUUUCCACUCAAUAAUAACCAAAUUCAAACAGUCACCAAACGGGGUGCAGCAGCUUCUUCAAUCUCGGUUGCCUUUUCGACGUGUUUUUUUGUUUCCAAUGUCGCGUUCAUGUGAUUUGCUGGAAAAACUUUGAGUCUGAAGUCACUGAUUUCACUGUAUGCGGAUUACCUGGGCCGAAGAGGAGUUUCUACCCCUGAAAACGGAGAACGGGAUGUAGCGCAGGAAAAACGCAUCUACUCAUCCUACUCCUCCUCAUCCUCCUUGUUCUCCUUUUCUCUGGACAACUUUGGGAAUGGGCCAGUGCCUUGCCUGGGUGCAUCUCUCUGCCCGGUGGUGUGGCUGGCGUCGUGCGAGAGUGAGAAGGGCAGCGGGUAGGUCAUAGAGCCUCCCUACCCCUCUUGGUCACUCGUGUUGCCCUCAAGUGACUUUUGGCCUUUGACUGAGCCGCGACCCCGCCUUGUCCAGCCAUGCCCUUCCGGCUGAGACUGAGGCGCACGCGGCGCUACAAUGUCCUGAGCAAGAACUACUUUGUAACACGAAUCCGGCUGCUGGACAACAAUGUGAUUGAAUGCACCCUGUCAGUGGAGAGUACGGGACAGGAAUGUUUGGAGGCGGUGGCCCAGAGGCUGGAGCUGCGGGAGACCCAUUACUUUGGACUGUGGUUCCAGGGAAAGACCCAGACACCGGCCCAACGCUGGGUAGAACUGGAGAAACCCCUCAAGAAACAGCUGGACAAGUUUGGCAAUGAGCCGCAGCUGUUCUUUGGAGUCAUGUUCUAUGUUCCUAAUGUUUCCCGUCUGGAACAAGAGGCCACCAGGUAUCAGUAUUAUCUGCAGGUGAAGAAGGAGGUGCUGGAUGGACGCCUGCAGUGUACUGUGGAGCGAGGCAUCAGACUAGCUGGGCUAGCAGUACAAGCUGACUUUGGAGACUUCACCCACUUCCCAUCUCAGGACUUCCUCAGAGAGUAUGUGCUCUUCCCAGUGAACUGGCCUAAUGGGGAUGAAGUUCUAGAGGAGUGGACCAAGAAAGUUGCUGAGGAGCAUAAAAGCCACUGUGGAAGGCCGCCAGCUGAAGCUGAACUUUUGUACAUCAAAGAGGUUGAAAAACUGGACGGUUUUGGCCAGGAGAGUUUUCCUGCAAAGGACAACUACACUAAUGAUAUUUUCAUCGGCAUGUCUUUUGUUGGGGUGUUCGUCAAACACAGAAACGGCAGAUCCAUCAUGCUCCACAAGUGGAAGGACAUCGGUACCAUAGCACACAACAAAUCAGCUAUCACAGUGGAGAUAACAAGCAGAGACGACACCAUCAAUUUUCACAUGGAGGAUAUGGAAAUGGCCAAGUACAUUGCUCGUCUUUUCACGGCCAGACACAAGUUCUACAAACAAAACAAAAUCUGCACAGAACCCACUCACUCUCCUGCACCCAUCAGAAGGAGACCCACAUGGAACCAUCGCUUGUCUCUGCCACGGCCCCAGUCCUGCAACUUCCAGUCCGUGCAUGAGCAUUACCAGGACAUGCAGAGCUCUCAAGACAGCAUCUUCCAUGAAGACUCUUACUACAAGUCGGAGACCAGUCUUGAUCUUACUUUUAGAAACGGGACCGUUCCCAAUGGAAGCAUGUACAGCAGCCCGAGUUUGAGCUCCCUCAAUCGUUCUCAGACCUUCAUCCCGCCUUCGCCCAUGUCGUCCAACCUCAGCAUCCCAGGCAGUGAGCUUAUGCGUCCCGACUACAUCCCAAGUCACCGCCACAGCGCCAUCAUCGCUCCGUCGUACCGGCCCACACCUGAAUACGAAGUGGUCAUGCGGCAAAAGCGCAGGAUGGUCCCUGCUCACCAUGACCUCCACAGCCAGUCACUGCGCAGUCUGAACAUCAGCAACUCCUGUGCGUAUCGCAAACCAGAGGCUCUGGUGUACAGCCAGCCAGAAAUGAGGGAGAGGGGCCCCUAUCAUGGCCCGGGCCCCAACCCUGGACCUUACACCCCACAGAUCAGCUACAGUAAGCCAGUUUCUCACGGGCACCAUUUGGGAGGGCCAGCCAGUUGCCAGGGCCCCUGCCACUCCCCCUGCACUAAUGGUGUUGGAGACAGCAGUGGAGAUGUUGGAAGCUCCAUCUCCCACACUGUUAGCACACCAGAGCUUGCAAACACCAAACAACAAGGAGCCAACAUGGGGAAUUAUACAACUACUGCUAAUAUGUUAAGAAACCACAUCUCCCGCCCUCCACCACCUUAUCCUUCCAGCUCUUUCCGGCCAGCGACCAGCACGCCGGACCUCGCCAGCCACCGGCAUCGCUGCAUUGGGGGCAGCAGCCCAGAACUGGUUACCCGUAUGGUGCAGCUGUCAGUGAAGACUUUUCAGCCAGACAGCUCAGCUGUUGUUCAUCAGUCCCUGCAGGAGGUUAGUGAACCUCUAACCACAGGUGCUAAGCACCGGUCUGCCCUGGACAAGAGGCACAGCAUGGAGUUCAUCAGCAGUAUGAGGGGAGGUGGCAUUGAAGGCUUGGCGAUGAAAGCUGUGAACACUGCUCUUCAUCGGAGGAAUACUCUCAGAGAGCAAGUAAUGCCAUCCCAGCCUCAGCCGCAGCCUCAGCCGCAACCCCCACCACCCCCCCAGCAGCCAAAGGAGCUUCCUAUACAGAAACCAGUCCAGAAUGCUGCUGAGGCUGCAGUAGCACCACCUGCACCAGUAGCUUACCAGCAUCAAAAGACUAUUUCCAAUGCUACCAUGCUUAUACAUAGCAGUGAGAGUGAAGAAGAGGAGGAGGAAGAGGAGAGGCCUGAGCUGGAUGUUCAAAUCCCAGGACUCAAUGAGAACAUUAGCAUCAGCGCUCAGCUCCAGGCGGCUCUGGCUAAACUGCCUAACAAACCCCCUCCAGAAUACCCGGGCCCACCUCGGAAUCCUGCCAGCGCUCCCAUCCGUGCUCCCAGUCACAGAGCCGCUCAUCACCACAACCAUGAUCAGGCACCACACUUCGAUCAAGGACCUACGGACCACGGUGUUGGCGGGCCUGUGGCUGGAGGUGGGGCAGGUGGCGGAGGGACACUGACCAGGGGGGAUCAGGGUGCAGUGAACGGGGCGGUAUUAGGUCCAUCCAUUUCAGAACCAGACCUGACCAGCGUAAAGGAGAGGGUGAGGAAGGAGCCGGUGAAAGAGAGACCUGUGUCUGAGAUGUUCUCUUUGGAGGACAGUAUCGUGGAGAGGGAGAUUGCUCAAAGGACGCUGGAAAGACAGAAGAUGUCGGUGGACUCCAUGAGGAGGCCGCUGAUGAUGGCGGCGCUCAACGGCCUUUACGUGGCGAGAAUGCCCGUCGCUAAGAAUCAAGGGGAGGAAGCUGCCAAGUCGACAUCAGACGAAAGGUGUGAAACUUUAGAGCUGAAGCUGGAGGAGGACCGGGUCUUCACAGAGUACGAGCAGGUGCCCAAGAAGAGGGCCGACUGCCUUCUCACCACAGCGACUUUGCCUGAAAACGCAGAGAGAAAUCGCUUCCGCGACGUCGUCCCGUAUGAGGAGAAUCGGGUGGAGCUGGUACCCAACAAAGAGAACAACACAGGCUACAUUAAUGCCUCACAUAUCAAGGUAAUGAUUAGAGGUGAGGAGUGGCACUACAUUGCCACCCAGGGUCCUCUGGCCAACACCUGUGGAGACUUCUGGCAGAUGAUCUGGGAACAGGGCGUCAAUGUCAUCGCCAUGGUUACUGCAGAGGAGGAGGGUGGCAGGUCCAAGAGUCACCGCUACUGGCCCAAACUGGGCUCAAAGCACAACUCAGCCACUUACGGCAAGUUCAAGGUAACCACCAAGUUUCGCACCGAGUACAACUGCUACGCCACCACAGGACUGAAAGUCAAACACCUGCUGUCGGGCCAAGAGAGGACAGUUUGGCACCUGCAGUACACUGACUGGCCUGAGCAAGGGUGUCCUGAAUAUGUUCCUGGGUUUCUCUCCUAUUUAGAACAGAUUCAGUCUGUGAGGAGGCACACCAACUCUAUGCUGGAUACCUCAAAGAGCCUUAACCCACCAGUUGUGGUGCAUUGCAGCGCUGGCGUGGGUCGAACCGGCGUGGUGAUUCUCGCUGAGCUCAUGAUCAGCUGCCUGGAGCAUAAUGAGCCAGUGGAAGUUCCUACCAUGCUGUCAGAGCUGAGGCAGCAGAGGAUGCUGAUGGUGCAGACCAUCUCCCAGUAUAAAUUCGUCUACCAGGUGCUCAUCCAGUUUCUCAAAAACUCCCGCCUCAUCUGAGUCUGUUCAGUCUUACAGGAGAUGUACCCUGAUUACGAGAACGGUACUCGCUUUCCUCUUUGUGUACAUAAGUGGGAUUGAAAGCAGAUUGGGAUUGAAAAGUAAAUUCUCUCAAAAAAUGUAAAAGAAUUUAACUGCUCCUUCGUAUCAUAUUCAGAUUUAACUCUUUGUUUCGGCCGCAUCUUUAAUCUGUUUUCUUUUUGUUUUAAGCAUAUAUGUAAAUGCAUUAUUUCCGUGCAAGUCAGGUCAAAAAGCAGCUCAUCGCUGCGAGUGUGAAUGUGGGAGAUUUCUCACCUCCUAUGUGUUUGUAAAAAUUAUUUUAAAAAGCCAGUGUUAGAAGUUAUAAUAUGCUGCAUAAACAGUAAAUGGCAGCAGUAUUAUUAGUUUAAACUACAUUUUCACUCUUGUUUGCCAAAUUGAGUAUAAAUGUUCUUGUGUUUUUUUUUUUUUUUUUAACGUAAUAUUGACAAAUAUUUACUACCACAUUGUAACAAAUGUUUUUAUUUAUUUCUAAUAAGACUGUGGUCACCUUCUCUUCGCCAUUGGCUGGCACGCUGUUCUUUUGAACUCGUCUUAAUCUUUUUUCUCUACUUUUUUAUUAAAAGAUUUCCUGAGAUUUCAUACAUUUUAAUGUAAAGAUUUGCCAGUUAAAAGAUUUUGUUCUAAGCCUAUAAGAAAUCUGCACUGCAAAAAACUGAAAUCUAAAUAAGUCAUUUUUUCUUAAAAUAAUUGAAUUUUUUCUUGAAUUAAGGAGGUAUUUGAGACACUUUGCCAAUAGAA
Messenger RNA from Cyprinodon variegatus (sheepshead minnow), 5134 nucleotides. It is a transcript of the gene ptpn14, whose product is annotated as protein tyrosine phosphatase, non-receptor type 14. The transcript has 20 exons. The coding region runs from base 590 to 4354 and encodes 1254 amino acids. Gene Ontology annotation, cellular component: cytoskeleton. Gene Ontology annotation, molecular function: protein tyrosine phosphatase activity. Lineage: Eukaryota; Metazoa; Chordata; Actinopteri; Cyprinodontiformes; Cyprinodontidae. Gene Ontology annotation, biological process: lymphangiogenesis; protein dephosphorylation. The record is from RefSeq and is a predicted model, not a curated record.